AUCAUUGCAGCUCUAUGUACAGUACACUACUAAGUAUCAUUAUACACCUGAGUUGAUCUUAGUCAGUAGAGUCUUGUGUAAACAACAUAGUUAAGCUGAAUAAGCUGGAGGGAGAGGUGUAAUGGUUUUAGAGGCGGGUUGUAUACACUGGGUCCAUUUAUACCUGUACAUGGCAAAACACAGCACAGAUUCAUCUCUUCAUAGACAUCUUUUACCCCUCGGGGUGGAUGCUUUCAACAAGAGACUGCCUCAUAUUGCAGGAAUUAUUCAGGACUGGUUUGAGGAACUUUCAGGCCGAGCUUUUCCAUUGCUGUAGUGAUGCGUGUGUCCCAUCUGGUGUAGUUGGGAGCCUUUAGCUGAACCCCCUCCCUCUCCUGUUGCUGUCUCCCCACCACCACCACCACCACCACCACCAAAGACCUCCACCAACGCCACCUCCUUCCUCGUCCACCUCCUCUUCCUCCCUCCGGCCGCCCCUGUGAUGCCUCCCUCGUGCUGUGGCUGCCUGUCACAGUACACCCAUCAUCAUCUGGUUGCCUUCCUCCUCACCUUCUUUAGCUAUGUGUUACUGCAUGCGUCCAGGAAGACAUUCAGCAAUGUGAAAGUGAGCAUCUCAGCCCAGUGGACGCCAUCUGUCCAGAAUGACAGCGCACCCGCUUUCUCCCCUGGCCAGACAUGGGAAGACAAUCAUCUGUUUGCAGAUGAAAAGCAGGCCACUCUGUUCCUGGGAGCUCUGGACUCUAUCUUUCUCUUCUCAUACGCCGUGGGUCUGUAUUUCAGCGGCGUGAUUGGGGACAGAUUUAACCUGCGCUACGUGCUCUGCUUCGGCCUGUGUGGCUCUGCUGCAGUGGAGUUUGUGUUUGGCACUCUGACCGAAUGGCUCCACAUCUACAACAUUUAUCUGUACUGUGGCCUGUGGGUGCUGAACGGCCUGCUGCAAUCCGCCGUCUGGCCCUGCGUGGUGGCCGUCAUGGGCAACUGGUUCGGCAAAGCUGGGCGCGGCUUUGUGUUCGGACUGUGGAGCGCUUGUGCCUCCGUUGGAAACAUACUGGGUGCCUUCUUGGCAUCUAGCGUCCUCAAAUACGGAUACGAGUAUGCUUUCUUGGUGACAUCAGUGGUGCAGUUUGCUGGUGGGGUGGUGGUGUUCUUUGGCCUGCUCACGUCUCCAAAAGAAGUCGGUCUGAGUUUGGAGUCAGAGACUGGACUCGGCCCGGUGGAGACGGACACAGACAGCCACAGACCUCUGAUGAGUGACGAGGAGGGUGAGGUGGAAGUGGAGGUGUAUGGCGGACGAUACCAGUCGGUCCAGCAGCCGGACGAACCUCUGGCCGAGCCUCCUCAAGCCGUCAGCUUCUUGCAAGCUUUCUGUCUGCCUGGAGUGCUGCCCUAUUCGCUGGCAUAUGCAUGUCUGAAGCUGGUCAACUACUCCUUCUUCUUCUGGCUUCCUUUCUAUCUGAGCAACAACUACGGCUGGAAGGAGGCCGAGGCCGACCGUCUGUCUGUGUGGUACGACGUCGGAGGAAUCAUCGGUGGAACACUUCAGGGUCUGAUCUCUGACUUCAUGGGAAAGAGAGCACCGGUGUUGGCCAUGAGUCUGGCGAUGGCGAUGGGAGCUCUGGUUGGAUACAGCAACUCGCCUAAUGACCAGGUGAUCAAUGCAGCGCUGUUGGCUACCACCGGCUUCUUUAUCGGCGGCCCAUCCAACAUGAUCAGCUCGGCCAUAUCUGCCGACUUGGGGAGACAGGAGGCUCUCAGGGGCAGUCAGGAGGCUCUGGCUACCGUUACCGGCAUAGUGGACGGAACUGGAAGUAUAGGAGCUGCUGGGGGACAGUACCUGGUGUCCCUGAUUGAGAGCAGGCUGGGCUGGAUGUAUGUGUUCUACUUCUUUGUGGUCAUGACAGGGGGCAGCAUUGUCUUCAUCACUCCACUGCUCCUCAAGGAGGUGCGCGCCAUGUGGAGAGACCGACAAGCACUGCAGCGCCAGCUGUGAAAGCCUCAACAUCUGCCAGGUGUAAAGUUUUAUCUCAUCACUGACAACACAGCAGGGUCCUCAGAAACUGCUCUUUGGGUGAGUUUUGGGAUGCGGAGAGCCACAGCAGUGAAGGUGCCCUGGAGUUUGGAGAGUCUCCUAACACCCAUGUGCACAGGCUUACAGUUUGAAUGCAAAACUGACGUCUUAUCUACACACUAGCCUAAAAUGUAAAUAUACACCUCCUGUAGGACGAAUGCAAGGAUUUAAAGCUGAAGUGCCUGAUUGAAAGAAGCUUUCAGGUCUUGCAGGGCCAUCACAGAAUGAACUUGUGUAUAUAUAUUAGGUUUUAAAUGGUUGUAAAUACUUUUUACAUGCACUAUAGUUGUACUUGAAUCUAGAUCAAACAAUUUGGACUUUUAACCCAGGAGUUGUUAACUUCUGGUUUCUGGUUUCUUCUGGCCCUUGGAAACAUUUCUGGGUUCAGAAUUGCCUAAAGAAUGUGAUUAAUCAUUUUGAUCUUGAAAUGUAUUGUCAGCUUUUGUACAUAUGUAUAAUGUUUUAGGUCAAAAUAAUGAAUAUUGCACUCUGGGACUGAUCAAGAAUAAUUGAGCAAAGUCUGAAAAGAUUUUAGUGAACAGCUAAGAUCUUAAGAGUUUUGGUAAACUUUCACCUCACAGCCACUUUCUUUCUCUUCUUUACAUUUGAAUGUAAUCAGGGUUA
This is a messenger RNA of Scomber japonicus (chub mackerel), 2692 nucleotides long. RefSeq names its product solute carrier family 37 member 3 (gene slc37a3). The record is from RefSeq and is a predicted model, not a curated record. The transcript is spliced from 14 exons. Gene Ontology annotation, biological process: transmembrane transport. The coding region runs from base 482 to 1990 and encodes 502 amino acids. Gene Ontology annotation, molecular function: transmembrane transporter activity. Gene Ontology annotation, cellular component: endoplasmic reticulum membrane. NCBI's taxonomy places the organism in Eukaryota, Metazoa, Chordata, Actinopteri, Scombriformes, Scombridae.